Messenger RNA from Emericellopsis cladophorae, 1404 nucleotides. RefSeq names its product Phenylalanine--tRNA ligase-like protein. Gene Ontology annotation, cellular component: cytoplasm; mitochondrion. The coding region runs from base 1 to 1404 and encodes 467 amino acids. Lineage: Eukaryota; Fungi; Ascomycota; Sordariomycetes; Hypocreales; Bionectriaceae. The transcript has a single exon. Gene Ontology annotation, molecular function: phenylalanine-tRNA ligase activity; ATP binding; tRNA binding. Gene Ontology annotation, biological process: phenylalanyl-tRNA aminoacylation. The record is from RefSeq and is a predicted model, not a curated record.
AUGAGGACCCAAUUGGCGAGCGUGCGCCUAUUGACGACGGGCGUCUCGCGAGGCGCGCUGCGAAUUCGACCAGCGUAUGCUUCACGAGCCUACUACUCCUCGGAUCACAAGAAGAGCAUUACCAUCCAAGGCGCUGCCUACGAGACCGAUCCGCAAUGGUUCAACGUCCCAUCUGCCGUGGCGGAUGCCACAUCGCGGCAGCUUCACCUCCAGAAAGAUCACCCCAUAUCGAUCACUCGUCAAAUCAUCGAAUCAUCGUUUCCGAUACCGACGUUUAAGUACCACAGAACAUUAUCGCCCGUGGUCAGCACAUACCAGAAUUUUGACUCGCUCGGCUUUCCCAAAGAUCACGUCGGGCGGGCGAAGAGCGACACAUAUUACAUCAACGAGACGACUUUGCUCAGGACGCACACCAGUGCGCAUCAAGCAGACACGUUCAGGGCCGACGAGAGUGAUGGCUACCUGAUUGCCGCAGAUGUCUAUCGGCGAGACGCUAUUGACGCCUCGCACUACCCAGUAUUUCACCAGAUGGAGGGCGCCAUGUCGUGGGACCGGACAAAGGUGCCGGAUGGGGACGUUGCCAAAGCGGUGUGGAAGGACGUUGAGAAGCUGCCGAAACACAAUAUCAAAGUCGAGGACCCGCAGCCCGCGUGGAACGACAAGACGAACCCAAUCCAGGACAAGCAUCAUUUGGUAGCCGAGGUGGAGGCAAUUGGCUCCCAUCUCAAGCGGUCGUUGGAAGCCAUGGUCGUGGACCUGUUCACGCGGGCCAAGAGCGCGGCUCUCAAGGCGAACCCCGAUUUCGUGGAUGAACCGCUGCAGAUGCGUUGGGUAGAGGCCUACUUCCCCUUCACCAGCCCGUCCUGGGAGCUAGAGGUGUACUACGCGGGCGACUGGCUGGAAGUGCUCGGGUGUGGUGUUGUCAAGCAGGAACUCUAUAUCAACGCUGGCGUGCCACACAAGCUUGGCUGGGCAUUCGGCCUGGGCAUUGAUCGAUUGGCGAUGCUGCUGUUCAAAAUUCCAGACAUUCGACUUUUCUGGUCCCAAGAUCCACGGUUCCUAUCGCAGUUCACGGGCGUAUCUGACUCACCGUCGUCCCUGAGUCGGUUUGUGCCAUUCUCAAAGUACCCGCCGGCCCUGAGGGAUGUGUCUUUCUGGCUGCCCAAGGAUCGCGACUUCCACGAGAAUGACUUUAUGGAGGUGAUACGGUCGAUCGGGGGCGAUGCCGUGGAGGAGGUCAAACUCUUUGACAGCUUCACGCACCCCAAGACCGGGGAGCAGAGUCGAGCGUACAACGUUGUGUACAGGAGCUGGGACCGGACUUUCACCAAAGAAGAGGCGAAUGAGCUCCAUGAGCAGGUCAGAGCGCAAUUGAUUGAAAAGCUUGGCCUGCGGAUGCGGUAG